Messenger RNA from Geodia barretti, 1992 nucleotides. NCBI's taxonomy places the organism in Eukaryota, Metazoa, Porifera, Demospongiae, Tetractinellida, Geodiidae. The record is from the annotation of a GenBank genome assembly.
CUGCCCUACUGUGGACCAGCUGUAACGAUGACAGUGCCACACAAGGUCUGCUGGCACUAGUCAAGUCAGGUCUCCACAGUCCACGGGAGCUUCCCGAGUUCUUCUGGAGUCACCUGGAGAGAGAUGUGCAGCUGCUAGCUAGGGCCCUGGGGGAAGAACCCCGAGGAUGCUGCCAUUGUGGUUCAUCUUGUUCUGAGGAACAUUCUCACCACUAACCCUCCCAGUCCUGCCAUACCUCUAGGAAUACUAGGGAAAAGAGAUGUCCGUAACCAGUGGGAGAAACAGUUCAGUGGGCUCUAUAUCAACCCCAUUCUUGAGAAGCUGGAAUCUGAAUUGACCUCUGCAAUGGCAACUAUCCUGAAUGAUGAUAAACAAGAUCAUGAUCCUCUGUACUAUCUGGUGUACGAGCGGGACACCUGUGGUGAAGGACAGUCUGGAGCCACAUAUGUGGGGCUAUAGGCCUCGCAUCACACUUGAGCACCUCGUCAGAUACAUGCAGCAGCAGAAGAAGAAGUUUCCCAUAUUGGAAGAGUUUCUCAAAAAUGAGACAGUUCUGCAAGCCACUCAGUAUAUUCCAGACAUAGUGCGACUGCAGAAGCUGCUCUUUGAUGAAAUGCACCACCGCAUUGAUCGCAAGAUGGCCCACAAAAUGUCCAUGCGGGACUUUAUUGUACGGCACCGCACAGAGAAUCUGUUGAAUGAGUAUCAGAAGAUGGUUGCUAGCGUGCAACGUGCUUGGCUACUUGUCAGAGACAAACUUAAAGACCACGGCCAGUUGAAGGUGGAGGAAGAGUACCUUAAGGAGGACCUAGGGUUGACCACCGCUCUGGAGUUUUUCAUUCCAACCACCACUGGUCCAGGGGCAUGCACUUUUUCCCUCGUCCAUUACCUCUCAUACAUUCACAACAACUUUAUUGACUGGUGUCGAGCCAAGAGCAAGACAAGUGCAUGGCAUGAGCACAAGAUCCAGUUAGCCCACACCCACAAGUGCCACCUCUUGGACUACCAGAGCCAGCUCACAUCCAUCCUUCUUUCUCACUGCCACUAUUCCCUCCGUUUGGGCCAGGGUCGUGAGGUCUCCUACGACCUCCCAGCCCUGGAGAAAUAUAUCCUGGACCGCUUUAUCCAUGGGAAGCCCACCAUCCUGGUCGAUAUCCCCCAUGUCAGCUACCAGGAGGAUAUCUACACUGCAGCCAAAUUUGCUGCCGUGAGAAAGAAGGUGGCACCACAGAGUGCCUUGCAGCAGAGAGUGCAGCAGGACAUAUUACGAGAGCUGGGAUCGCCUGACAAGCUUCGGAGGUCUUUGGAUGUGGUUGAGAUAGUCCUCGGUUUCCUGACGUCAGGAGGAGGGAAACCAAAGACAACACUUCGCUCCUACCUCAGAAAGUUAAAGAUGGAGAAGAGGUCUUUCAGCAAGAAAGCCAAGGAACACUGCAAUUUAGAACACAUUCUCUCUCUGUGGCAAACACUGUCGGGAGUGGUCCAGUCACAUGAUAUAAUUUGCCCAUUGCACAUGCAUGCUGGCUUGACAGAGCCAUUCCAUACUCUGAAUCAAGAGCUCCUGCAACCAUUAGCAGAGACCCAAUGUAAACAUCUGGAUCGAGCUCUUCCAAAGGUUGACCUGUCAGCUCUGCUGGGAACACUGUACGAGUUCAUUGAAACCUACACCAGACACAUAGACAUGAACAAGGAGUGGGGUUUGGUGGACACCCUUCCACCUCAUCUGGAGGCCAGCAACCUGGACCCUUCACUAGAUCUUGAUGAACUCCCUGAAGAUAUCACCCUGGCUCAAACUGCUUCUACCUGGAAAUACAUCGUACAGUUUCAAGCUCAACAGAAACAGCACUAAGUGUAUAAACUUCCCACUAUACCGUUGAACAUUAUAGUCAUUGUCUUAUGUAAGCUAAUUUUUAAUUUUGUAACUAGUUUACAUUACCGUUAUUAAAGGUGCUCAUGUUUGUUCAAAUAUAAUUAUGGUUAUGGCAACCACCC